AUGGGGACAGCUGAUCUGGGAGCCUCUCAUAUGGGCGGCCUAAUAGGCGCGAGCAUACCAUUUUCCGUCGCCUGUGGCUCCAGCAUGAUUGCCACUAUAUGCAUUCAGCCGAUAGACACCGUCAAGGUGCGCAUGCAAUUGUUGGAUAAAGGUCGGGGAACGGGUGCUGUAUCGGUCUCCACUGUUGUUAAAGACCUAGUCGCACGCGGCGGCGUUAUCAACUUGUACCAGGGUCUUUCGGCGGGCCUCCUCCGGCAGCUGGUUUACGGCACACUUAGGCUGGGUUUGUUCUCGACGUUCGAGCAGCAAUUGUCACGGCGGGCCCGUGAGCAAGGUACGACGCUCGGAUUUAGAGGUAGAGCGCUCGCCGGUCUUGGGGCCGGUGCCAUCGCUGCAUUUGUCGGAAACCCGACCGAAGUUGCCCUCAUUCGCAUGCAAGCAGACGGCAUGAAGCCCGUGGAACAACAGAGAAACUACUCUUCUGCAUUCAAUGCAAUCUGGAGGAUUGCAAGGGAGGAGGGGGUGCUUGGUCUCUGGAAAGAUCAACCCUUACCGCUCAAUAGCACCCCAGAACACGCGGCCGAUGAAAACCGACUGUAUUCCCAGGAACCCAAGAUCCAGCAUGGCCGAAGCUCAAGGGAAGGAGAUACAACCAUGGCAGCAACGACGUCGCCAGAAAUAUUGAUCCCUAUGUCAGCUUCCCAUUCCAUUCACGAUACACCGCCAGCGUCAUCUGCUUCUCACAGAUUGCCGCCAUACAUUCGUCCUCUCAGCAGCCAAAUCGAUUCUCGGGAUAUGGAUUACCUCGCUGACAAAGGCGCGCUCACUAUCUUGAAUGACGAGUUUCGCGACGAGCUUUUGCGCAUCUACGUUAACUUUGUGUAUCCAUUCAUGCCUGCCAUCGACGUUAAAAGCUUCAUCGAGUCCAUUAUGCAGGGCGAUGGAAGCCGUCCUGUCAGCCUUCUUCUCUUCCAGGCAAUCAUGUUUGCUAGCGUCGCUUUUGUCGACGUCAGAUUCUUGAAAGAAAAUGGCUUUCAUAGCCGCAAAGAGGCACGGAAGACCUUCUUUAGUCGCGUCCGGCUCCUCUAUGGGUUAGACUGCGAGCCCGAUCGCAUCUCUCUGCUCCAAGCUGUGCUCCUGAUGACUUACUGGUACGAGUCUCCAGACGAUGACAAGGACACUUGGUAUUGGAUGGGUGUCGCCCUGACUAUGGCUCAAGUCGCCGGACUGCACCGCAACCCCGAAAGUUUAAGGAUCCCAAUAGAAGAAAAGCGCCUGCGGCGACGGCUUUGGUGGUCGUGUGUCAUGCGCGACAAGCUUCUUGCCCUCGGUAUUCGGCGCCCCGCCCGCACUCUCAGCAACAAGUUCGACGUUCCUAUACUUGCAUUUGAUGACUUCGACCUCAGCGCUCCGUCUGAGCCUCUCUGUCGCCUUCUUGGCGAGUCUUCCCUUGUCCUUCCCGAGAAUGAGGGCCGUGAAGUACUGGCUGGUAUGAUCGUAGAACUCAGCAAGCUCUGCGUCUGUCUUGGUCACAUACUGCGAUCUCAAUACACUGUCAUGGGCAGCCACCCAGCGGGCUCGGAGUACCUCUUGAAAGCCUUGGUUGUUCCGGAGAAGUCGGAACAUCAAGCUCUGGAACUGGCAGCAUGCGACAAGGAGCUCACAGACUGGUUACAGAGCCAGGACUCUCGAUACAGCUCAGAGCGUUUUACACAGGCCACAUGCUGUUAG
Grosmannia clavigera kw1407 is the source of this 1731-nucleotide messenger RNA. RefSeq names its product c6 zinc finger domain containing protein. The record is from RefSeq and is a predicted model, not a curated record. NCBI's taxonomy places the organism in Eukaryota, Fungi, Ascomycota, Sordariomycetes, Ophiostomatales, Ophiostomataceae. The coding region runs from base 1 to 1731 and encodes 576 amino acids. Gene Ontology annotation, molecular function: DNA binding; zinc ion binding. Gene Ontology annotation, biological process: DNA-templated transcription. The transcript has 3 exons.